Xenopus tropicalis (tropical clawed frog) is the source of this 2613-nucleotide messenger RNA. It is a transcript of the gene plp1, whose product is annotated as proteolipid protein 1. NCBI's taxonomy places the organism in Eukaryota, Metazoa, Chordata, Amphibia, Anura, Pipidae. The record is from RefSeq and is marked provisional. Gene Ontology annotation, cellular component: membrane; plasma membrane. The transcript is spliced from 7 exons. Bases 41 to 883 code for a protein of 280 amino acids.
CACAAACAGGUCCUCUUCCAACAAGUCUAUUUCUACAACUAUGGGUUGGCAUGAUGGCUGCGUACGCUGCAUGGUAGGGGUACCAUUUGCUUCAGUCAUUGCCACAGUCCUGUGUUUUGCCGGAGUGGCCCUAUUCUGUGGCUGUGGGCACGAGGCUUUGAGUGGAACAGAGAAGUUGAUUGAGACAUAUUUUUCCAAAAACUACCAGGAGUAUGAAUACCUCAUUCAUGUGAUUAAUGCCUUUCAGUAUGUGAUCUACGGAAUUGCCGUUUUCUUCUUUCUAUUUGGGAUAAUACUUUUGGCUGAGGGAUUCUACACAACAACUGCCAUCAAGCACAUCCUGGGAGAGUUUAAACCCCCAGCUAUAAAGGGUGGGCUCAUCUCUACAGUGACUGGAGGACCACCUAAAGGAAGAAGCCCCAGGGGAAGGCAGCCAGUCCAUACCAUAGAGCUUAUCUGCCGCUGUUUGGGAAAGUGGCUUGGACACCCUGAUAAGCUUGUUGGUGUCACUUACGUUAUCACUAUUUUGUGGCUUCUGAUCUUUGCCUGCGCUGCUGUUCCCGUCUACAUCUACUUCAACACCUGGGUCACCUGUCAGUCCAUUGCAUUCCCAGGGAAAACAACAACCAGUGUCAGUACCCUGUGUUCAGAUGCUCGGAUGUAUGGUGUUCUGCCAUGGAAUGCCUUCCCAGGGAAAGUGUGCGGGACCAGCCUGCUUGCCAUCUGCAAGACCAGUGAGUUCCAGAUGACAUUUCACCUUUUCAUUGCGGCAUUUGUGGGUGCAGCUGCAACUCUUGUGGCCCUGCUCACUUAUAUGGUAGGCGCAUCAUUCAACUAUGCUGUGCUUCGAGUUACUGGCCGGAGCGAUCGCUCAAAGUUUUAGACUUCAAGUCUGUGGUUGAUAAAAACCAAAGCAGAAUCCCGAAUUCAUGAUUUUAUUUAUAUGAUUAUAAUGUUCAUGUUUUCCUUUUGUUUUUGAAUUCUUAUUUUUGUUUGUUUGCUUAGGAAUCUAGAUAACAUGGCUGGUGCUUUCCAUGGAAAAUCUGUAUCUGCCCUUGGUUUCCCUAAACUCUUGGCUUAAUCUAAUAGAACAAGUAGGAACUACUCAAAGUGUACUAAGCAGGGAUGCCAUUCUCCACCACUCAUAUCUCUGAGUCAGCAACAACUGUAGGACCGCACAUUUGCCACCUAGAAGUUACAAAAAUGAGACUGAGGCUAACAUUUUCUACUCAAUCUUGUCACCAAAAAAUUCCUUUUUAACAGUUGACAGGAGCAAAUACAUCAAAAUACUCCAGGUCUGAGGGACAUGAAUUACAACAGUGUCGUAUUUGUUGUUUAAAGAGAUCUCUAAAACCUAUUACAGACAAGAAAAUACUGUUUCUUUUCGGCAAAUUUCUUACAGUAGGGUAGUCGAAACCAGAUAAAAUCAUAACUGAUGACAUAAUGCUAAUAUAGAUUUAACUGCAUGAUUUUAAUAGAGCUAUUCAAUCAUCUGUACUGUAAACCAAAUUAUACCUUAUGUACAGAACUGUAUCACUAAUAACAUGUCUAGGUUUCCAUCAAUUUCCAUAGCAGAACAUGCAGCAGUGCAAAGCCUAUUCGCAAUGUUUUAAGUUUAAUACACAAUAUUGUCUAGACCCAGUAGGCCGUAUAUUGAUCUCUCAUAUAGCGUAUGUGUAUAUAUAUAUAUAUAUAUAUAUACUCACUCUUCCCAAAGAAUCUAAUACACAUUUACAAUUUUUACAUUCUUCUCAAUAGAAGCUUGAUCUUUGAUGACAUAAAAUACAAGAAAAAAAGAAUACAGAAACUGAAUUUCACUUUUCCUGUGCCUCAUUUUCAUCAUUCAAUCUAUGAUGUUUUAUCCCUACAGUAUUUCAUAAUCGUAAGGGUCUGACAACAACCCUCUAGGAACUGGCUGUUCCCUUGUUCUUUGAGAGGAGAAGGGAGACUCUGGGCAGAAGCAGAAAUAGUUGUAUAUGUGUUUACUAUGAUCGGGCAGGGGGACAACAGGCUUUGGGCCAGGAAUCUCUGUGAAGGGGGUGAGCCCACAAACUUUGAACUGUUCCAUCCCCUCUCUCUAACCAUGUUUAAUAUAUUGGCUUUAAGGACCCUAUAACCGCCUAUUAUUGAUGCAGGGUACAAUAAUUAAUUGCACUAUGGAGAGGUCAACUACACUGGUAAAGGGACACACAGCACUGUGAAACUGAGGUGAGCACAAUACUCCGUGCACUCUGUUUGAGUUCAGUGUGUGGGUCCCUUUUCAGUUUAAACUGCCUUGUUUAUCCUUUAGUAACAAAAGUGGCAUGCAAGUAGAAUAUUGAUAUUUUAUGCAAAGAGAUGGCAGUAAAUGGGUUGAGCAAGUGGUAACAUCCACAGAUGACUUAACCCUCUCUAAGCCAGAGAGAAAGGCUUUCACCGUGGUAAAGAAGUUUUUUCAGGACUCACUGAUAGGGUCAUUAUUUCAAAUGGUGCUCUUUCUGUAUGUGGGCACAAACAUGCACACAUAUCCAAGGGUCUUUCUCUCUGGCAGAGAAUGGGCACUACAUUUUUCCUGUAAAUUGCUAAUUGUAAAAUGUAAGAGUUUAAAAGUAAUUAAAAGUUUCUGUAUUAAAA